This is a messenger RNA of Cololabis saira (Pacific saury), 2090 nucleotides long. It is a transcript of the gene traf5, whose product is annotated as Tnf receptor-associated factor 5. Bases 72 to 1925 code for a protein of 617 amino acids. Gene Ontology annotation, biological process: regulation of apoptotic process; protein K63-linked ubiquitination; tumor necrosis factor-mediated signaling pathway. The record is from RefSeq and is a predicted model, not a curated record. NCBI's taxonomy places the organism in Eukaryota, Metazoa, Chordata, Actinopteri, Beloniformes, Belonidae. Gene Ontology annotation, molecular function: zinc ion binding; thioesterase binding. Gene Ontology annotation, cellular component: plasma membrane signaling receptor complex. The transcript has 12 exons.
CUGAGAGCUGAUCAUCACUGGAUCGAUCAUCGAUCUGCUGCUUCCAUGCCUCGGCCGGGACCCCACUGGGGAUGCAUCCAGUGGAGGCUUCUGGAGACUUCACACAGCAGCGUGUCCCAGACUGUGUUUCACACCAACAAGCAGCAAUAACAGCAAAAAAAAGACUCAUGGCAACUGCAGAAACACAUUUUGAACAGUCCAGUUUACAGUCUGUGGAACCCCUGAGGCGGUGUGAGGAGUCGAGGCUUGAGUCCGGGGAGACCAGGAUGAGAAUGCCAGGUCCCUUGGCCUCCUGGGAAUCAGAGCUGACUUCCAUCCAGCACUCCUUAAAGUUUGUGGUGAAGCUGAAGGAGGAGUUUGUGUGUCCCAUCUGCAACGGUGUUGUGCUCAAUCCCCAGCAGAACUCCUGUGGACACAUCUACUGCUUCCACUGCCUCCAAGACCUGCUGGAGCGUUCGUCCCCCUCCAGCCCGGUUUGCCCUGUGGACGAAGCCGUGAUCACACCCGCAGAGGUUUUCCAGGAUAACUGCUGUAAACGGGAAAUCUCCGGUCUGCAGGUGUACUGCACCAACUCCCCAUCAUGCACCUCUGUCCUCAUGUUGAACCAGCUGCAGGAGCACCUGAGGUCCUGCCAGCACGAGCCGCUGCAGUGCAGCCACCCGGGCUGCAGGGAGGUGCUGCAGAGGAGGCAUCUGCAGGAACACCUGAGCAGCAGCUGCCCUCACCGCAGAGAGCCCUGCACGCACUGCAGGCAGCCCCUGCAGCUCAGCCUCCUCCAGGAGCACAUGCAGAGCUCGUGUCCGGAGGUGCAGGUGGAGUGUCCAGACGGUUGCUCCAGCAAGGUAGCCAGACACAAGCUGACGGAGCACAGAGAGUCGUGUUCCGAGGUUCACACUGACUGCUCCUACAAGCCGUUCGGUUGCUCUGUCCAGGGUAAGAGAGGGAGUGUGAAGAAGCACGAGGAGGUUGCUGUGAGUCAUCACAUGCUGAUGGUUCUGCAGAGCAACACCCACCUGGAACAACAGGUGGAGGUUCUGCAGGAGGAGGCUCUGCUCCGGGAGCAGCAGAUCCAGACGGGCAGCGUGGUGCUCACCGGCCUGCAGAAGCAGAUCAGACCUCUGCUGCAGCAGAGCAGCAACCAUGACCACAUCGUCUCCACUGCUCAGAGGUCUCUGAGCAGGCAGGAGGACGCCCUGUCCUCCGUCCAGCUGGGCGUCCAGCAGCUGUCUCGGGGACGGGCCGCUGACCUGGAGGAGCUGGAGCAGCUCAGGAAGUCUCUGGACGCCGUGAUGCAGGAGGUGUUGGCGGCCGAGGCCCUCAGGGAUCACAUAGCGUCGUUGGAGGAGAAACUCAAGUGUCACUCGGGUCUCCUGGAUAUUCACGUUGCUCAACUCAAUCUCAACAAGCAGCACCUGCAAGAGCUGGAGGUGACGUCCUACGAUGGCCGACUCAUUUGGAAGAUUGAUGACUUUCAGAAAAAGAAAGAGGCCUCAGCCAGAGAGCAGCUGCCGUGCCUGACCAGUACGCCGUUCCACACGGGACGCUGCGGCUACAAGAUGGCCAUCAAAGUGUACCUGAACGGGGACGGGGACGGAAGGGGAACCCACCUGUCCCUUUACGUAGUCCUCAUGCCGGGAGACUUUGAUGCUCUGCUGCCGUGGCCGUUCAGACAGACGGUGUCGCUGUCCGUCAUGGAUCAGAGCGGCUCCAGGAACCACCAGAGCCUCAGCUUCAGACCCGACCCGGCCAACAAAUGCUUCCAGCAGCCGGCUGCCGAAGCCGAAGCCGUGAGCAACGUUGCCGUCGGAUUCUCGUGCUUCAUUUCCCUCGACACCCUAGAAACUCCAGGGAAAGCUGUGUUUGUCAAAGAUGACACACUGUUUGUCAAAGUUAAGGUGGACACCGCAGGCUUGGAGCAGCUGUAAAAAUCUCAUGUAUGACUUUGGUGCCACCUGAAGUGGAUUUCAGGGAUGGCAUUGUAGUGGACAGCAGGCUGAUCUGCUUUGUGUCUACGGAAAGGUAUUAGGGCCAGGCAGGAGAAAAAUAAAAAUAAUAAUAAUAAUUUUAGAGGAGGAAGAUUUUUUUUCCAU